UACCAAUUUGUGUGAAAAGUUUUAAUAAAUAUAUCUCAUGAACCGUAAGUUUGCGCAACCUAAAUCUUUGCAAAACUCUUUCUUUUAUGUUAAAGUUUGGGCUAAAUUUUGUUUUCCUAAUGGUGAUGGGACAUCCAUUGAAUCAUUAAAAACAGUGAAUGCCCAGCAUAGGAUACUAUGUGAAAAUCAUUUGAAUGAAUCUUCAUUUACCAGCAGCGAUAGGAAAAGACUUAACAAGUUAGAUUAAGAGUGAAUAGAGGAGGAUAUAGACCAAUUAAAAAACAAACAUUGUAGUCCAUAUAGAGCAAGUUAUGACAUCCAAGAACCAUCAACUAGCAAAGGUAUUUUGUAGGACUUGGACGUGAAAAAGUUCAGUGAACUUACACCUCAAAAGCAAAUGCUGUCUAAGAGAUGCAGAAAAAAUCUAUCUGAAAUAGUGAGGCUCUGAAAAAAGUUUCAAGCUCUCUCAAGGCAUUAUUGAACAAAAUUCCAAUGGUAUGUGGAAUCAACAGCCCAGUAAUACAGACAGUAAAAGAAAUCACAAAAGACCAAGAUGUCAAUGAUAAUUUAUGUAAAAUGGCUUUUGAUGAAAUGUCAAUAAGAAAAAAUCUGACAUAUAACGUAAAACUCAAUGCUAAGGCCGUACUACUGUGAUAGCAAACCAUAGUCGAACUUUCAUGGUUAUCGGUGUUCGAAAAUGCUGGAAACAGCCAAUAGCAUUUUACUUCUCAGGAGAUUGUGACACAGCAGACAAGUCAGCAGCUCUUGUCGAGGAGGUACAGUAAAGUGGAGCCACAUAGAGGAGUUUUAUAAUAAAGAUCGCGAGAAUCCCAACCGUGUUUGCUCCAGCUUUAACCCAGCACAACUUACAACCAGUACAGAAUGGCAAACAGAAAAUCAAAGAGCGCCUAGCAGAUCAAAUUUUAAGCCAUUCGGUUGCAGUUGGAAUAUUUGCCAAAAUGAAUGAUGACAAGACGCCCCUGGAACAACUGUCGCUGGACAAGCUUUUCGACUGAACGGAGAUUCGACCGACAGGAAAGAGACAUAAACAUGCUGUUUGCGAUCCUCUUCCCGAUAUUAGUGGCGUCGCAGGAGCCCUGCCCGACGUGUGUACGAGGCAACGAAACCUGUUACAACGUUUCACACGUUUUCGAUAUAGACGCACCAUUCCGAAAUCGCGUAGUUAUCCACAAAUUAGCGCUGUUAAGAUCUAGCAACACCCUAUUUUACAGUUUCGAGCCGAGAAUCACCGACCCGGAGUAUUACAAAGUGGGCUCUAUAAAUAUUGAUGAUCCGACAAACAGCUCGGUCGUUUCCGUCGGCAAAACCAUGAAUUUCGGUACAUUUGAUCUCGACCAGGAUAAUGGGUUGGUUUACUUGGGCGGCGGUGAUGGCAUAUAUGUCCUAGAUACUAAGGUCGACAAAGUUGCGCCCUACAGCUCCCGCGGUGAUUCAGUACUUAGUCUUUUUUACAAGGGAAAUGUCUAUUUCGUUACAUAUGGAGACUCUCGAGUUGUUAAGAAAAAAGGGGACAAUUUCGAAGUUAUCGUUGAACAUACUAUGCCACUGAAAACGUUUGUCGUCAGUAAAGACUAUGUUACUGUAUGUUUGAGUACUUAUGGCCUCUUUGCUAGUAAGAAAGAUGAAAUUGUUUGGUUGAGUUACAACCCAUACUUUCGUGGACUAGCCAUUGACCGACACGACGUUAUAUACACUUGGUGGUUGGACGGAAUCUAUAAGGUUAUCAUAGAGAAGAACUUAUCUGAAUCUAGGAUCGUCAAGGCAGUGUAUAUUGAUGACGUUGGGUCGCUGACCUUUGAUUUGGAUAAUAACUUCAUAUUUACAUCCGGUAAAAGUCUGUACAGGCUGAAUGAUUUGAAUACUACAUGUGACGGAAGUGAGAAAAAAAAGAAAAUAAGGAUUUGAUAUAAUUGGUUAAUUUAUGAUUAAGAUAUUGAUUAAGCCAGUACAAAUAUGUUUUUUUUACUUUUAUGUGAUUUUUUUUGUUUUUGCAUUAUUUUAAAAUUGCGAUUUUGUUAAAAAUUACAGUUAUUUAUUAAUUGUAUUAAAUCUCAAAUGAUAACAAUAAUA
Pieris brassicae (large cabbage white) is the source of this 2091-nucleotide messenger RNA. Its product is annotated as ommochrome-binding protein-like. The coding region runs from base 964 to 1926 and encodes 320 amino acids. The transcript is spliced from 7 exons. Lineage: Eukaryota; Metazoa; Arthropoda; Insecta; Lepidoptera; Pieridae. The record is from RefSeq and is a predicted model, not a curated record.